CCCCACUCUCCGACUCUCGAGCUCUCCGUCGAUUCUCACCGUCUUUCUUCACAAUACUCACCGGCAUCUGGAAAUCAUCAGCUCUGUCACAAAAUCGAUCUAGCAGAGGACAUAACAAUUUAAAUAUUUUCUUUCAAAGGUUAGUCCAAGCGACAAGAUUUCUUAGGGCUUCGUUUUAUUAUACGAAAUAUAAAUUGUGAAUGUUUUGUGUAUCACACAUGUUGUGUGUUGUUGUCUGAUUCAUUUUGUGUAUCACACAUGUUCUCUGUUGCUGCUUGAUUCAUGCUGGAUUUGGAUUAUUGUUUCAACGGUUCUCAAUAAGGGUAGCAGAUAAUGUUGGACAAGUCAUGGGUUAAUUUCUGCAGAACUGAUCCGGCAUAUGAGAAUGGUGCUACGAAAUUUGUUAAUGAGGUUACUGCUGGUUUACGAGGAUCUAAAAUGGUUAUAUGUCCAUGUUCAGUUUGUCGCAAUGUAGAUCGUCAUUUAGGCAGUGAAGUAGUAUAUCAUCUAGUAACAAGAGGAAUGGAUGAGGAUUAUAAGACACGGAGGGAUUGGUAUCAUCAUGGAGAAGUGAAUUCAGGGGAUGCAGUAGAAAGCAAAGUAAAGCAGUGGAAUGAUGAGGUUUUAGGGUUAUACAGAGCUGCUGAAUACUUAGAUGAAGAGUUGGCUAUUAAGGGUAGUAAGGGUAGCUUAGUUGAUUAUGCUCAUGGUGAGGAACAGGACAAGGAAGAAGAUGAGUUCCUUGCAAAGCUAGCUGAUGCUGAGACUCCUUUAUACCCUAGUUGUGCAAAACAUAGCAAGCUGUCUGCGAUAGUUACAUUGUAUAGGAUAAAGACAAAGAAUGGGUGGUCAGACAAAAGCUUCAACGAUCUUCUGGAGAGUUUACCAGCCAUGUUACCAGAGGACAAUGUUCUACAUACAUCAAUGUAUGAUGUGAAGAAGUUUCUGAAAUCUUUUGAUAUGGGGUAUCAAAAAAUUCAUGCUUGUAUUAAUGACUGUUGUCUAUUCAGGAAGAAGUACAAGAAGCUUGAUGUCUAUCCCAAAUGCAAAGCUUCUAGAUGGAAGACAAACAUGCACACUGGUCAGAUAAAGAUAGGUGUUCCAUAGAAAGUUCUAAGGUACUUUCCACUUAUACCACGCUUGAAAAGAAUGUUUUGGUCUGAGCAACAAGCCAAGGACCUAAGGUGGCACUUCAGUAACAAGAGUAGUGAUGGAAAAAUGCGUCGCCCUGUAGAUUCUGUGACUUGGGAGCAAGUCAAUGCCAUAUACCCUGAGUUUGCUGCUGAAGAAAGGAACAUAAGACUUGGUCUUUCUACUGAUGGUUAAGUAUAGUUGUUGGCCAGUAUUGUUAGUUAAUUAUAUUAUGGCUCCAGACUUGUGUAUGAAGAAGGAAAAUGUGAUGCUUACCUUGUUGAUUCCUGGGCCGCAACAACCUGGUAAUAGCAUUGAUGUUUACUUAGAACCCCUGAUAGAGGAUCUUAACCAUUUGUGGAGCAAUGGAGAGGUAACUUUCAACCA
Molecule: messenger RNA, 1518 nt
Organism: Arabidopsis lyrata subsp. lyrata
Lineage: Eukaryota; Viridiplantae; Streptophyta; Magnoliopsida; Brassicales; Brassicaceae
Exons: 3
Coding region: 334-1107 (257 amino acids)
Source: RefSeq, a predicted model, not a curated record